Messenger RNA from Xenopus laevis (African clawed frog), 6860 nucleotides. It is a transcript of the gene bcor.S, whose product is annotated as BCL6 corepressor S homeolog. Bases 1055 to 6196 code for a protein of 1713 amino acids. The record is from RefSeq and is a predicted model, not a curated record. The transcript has 15 exons. NCBI's taxonomy places the organism in Eukaryota, Metazoa, Chordata, Amphibia, Anura, Pipidae.
GAAAUGAGGCAUCCACUGCGCAGAGAUUCCCGGCUAAUCCCAACAUCGAGCUGGCGAUCUCCCAAAAGAGACGUCUUAACCCUUCAGUAGCCCGAGCGCUGCGCAUCGCAGCAACCCAAUUAGCCCUGCCGGGUGUCGAGUCUUUGCUGGACACAUUCAGUUACCCUCUUGAUUACCCUUUACAGCGAUUUUCUAAUUCUGAAGCCAUUUGUCACCUCGCUUUAUCUGUGCAUUCUAAACGCCGGAAUAAAGCUUUGGCUACACUCCUGACCCGGAGAACUUUAACACAUUACAUGAUCUUUUUAUGAGGAUUUAAAUACCCUAGACAUUUAAACCCUGUUUUUGCUUAAUCCCCCACCCUUAAUCUCCCUGUGCGCAUAGAUGGCUCGUUCCGCAUCGAAACCGAUCAUCCUAUUCGGCUCCGUGCGAUUCGAGGGAGCAAAAGCGAUACUUCUGUCUGCCCCCGAUUUAUUAAAUUAUUAACACCUUGGGCUGGAUUUACAUCGAAGCUCUGUGGACAUAGGUGGUCGUUUGUGCCCUGUUUGUGUGGUUUCCAAGAUGCACCCCUCUCCCUGUUGUAUAACCCGAAUAUAGCGCAUAUUCUGUCCCACUGCCCUCACGAAUCGCCCUUUUCUAAUCAGAACACCAGUACCCGGGGGACUUAAACCGUCGCGCUUCUUUUAAUUUUAACGACAAGUGUUUCCGCUUGCAUUCCCAUCCUUCAAUGUAGCCUCGCCCGCCGCCCUUGUGUGUUUCAGUUCCUCGGCCUGUACAGAGGCAGCGCUUUCAGUGGAAAACAAAAUUGAGGGCACGGCGCGCAUUUAGAUCGGAAACAAGGAGCGGGGUGUAAACUAAGGUCACGGUUAUUAUGGGUUCGGCACGAUUCACCAUCAUAUCCGUACGCUGCGAGAGUCGCACCAAAAUGUCCAGCUUUUAGAGCACGGAACGAAAGGUUUGCUGGCAAACACUGUGACUGACCGUAUCGAUCUCCACGAGAAUUGCACGUCAAGGGGACAGAUUAGAAGAAGGGGAGGCAGCAGCGUAAGGAGAGAAAAUGCUUUCUGCAAGCCCCCUGUAUGGGAACGUGCACAGCUGGAUGAGCAAUGAGAGGGUCCGCAUGUGUGGCAUCAAUGAAGACAGGAAAGUCCUUAUUAAUGAUGGGGACAUUCAGAAAGCAAGACUUGAACUAAGGGAAGAUCAUCUUGGUCACACCUUGGUCGAGGCAGCAGCUGUACAUCGUAUUGACAGCCUAACAGCGCUUACAAUGGACCGCACUGGACUUAUGCAGGAAGGGAUGAGAGUUCCAAGUGGCAUGGUGUAUCCUACUUUGUGUGGUCUUGGCCCAGAGAAGGUCCGUGAACCUUCCAGAACCAUUCCUGGACUUGGAUAUGUCUCUAACAGAAAUCCCGAUCUGCAGUACAAACCUACUGCUGCUGAAACUAUGGAUAAUUCUCACAUGUCUGUGAAACAGUCCAAUGGAUUUAAUCCUUUGUUUAAAACACCACCAGGACUACAAAAGGCACCUGUUUCUACCAGUGAAUCACUUGUGAUGGAAAGAUCAUCAAGUGACAAACAAAAUCCUUUAAGUGUUAAUGGUGCUAAUUACUUGAGAAUUCCAUGGAUGAAUCCAUAUAUGGAGAACACAUCACCAGCUAUGUAUCCCUUUAUUGAUUCACCAAAUAAGUAUUCUUUAAAUAUGUAUAAAGCAUUUCUACCUCAGCAGUCUGCUUACAGCAUACCACAGCAUUUGGCCUACUCACCAGUCUGUCCCAAUGGUGAACGAUUUGUCUACAUACCACCUUCGCACUACGUAGGGCCUCACGUUACAUCAGGUCUGGCACCAUCCAUGAAAAUACCUCCACCAUCCGCUGCACCUGCAAUUCCUACUUCAGUACACUGUUUAGAAAAGAAUUUACCUUGGAAAAUAGGAGUAAGCCAUGGAUCUGCAGUUGACUCCCAUGUAUAUUCACAUCUUCCAAACAGCAAACAACCUAGGGUCACAUGUGCUAAAUCUACAACUGGGAAUAUCUCACCAGAGCUGUUGUCUCCAUCUCAGAGACCAUCCUCUAGACUUCACUGCCCAGUCCAGCAAGUUGGAGAUAGCUUUUCAGAGUUUCAGGCUCCGUUUGUCAAAAUACCAACUCCACCUACUUCCAUUGUCCACUCAAAGCCACUGACUAAUGUGAGCAGUGAUUUCCCCCCUUUAAGGAUCCCUAACAUAAAAUUUCAUAAAAAUCAUGAACCUCAAAUUGCACAGGUGCAAGCACCACUGAAAAAGAAUAGGGACAGAAAAGAAAGCAAAUCUCCAGUAUUGAUGCAGAAGCAAAUGUCUCAUAAAGAUGGAGGAGAAAAACCACUAGAUUUGUCUUCCAAGUUUGGUGAUGCUGAUACUUCAAAAGUGGAAUGUACAGAGAAUUUGCCAUCUAUUUUACAUCUUGCUAGCCAUGUGAAUACUAAGGGUCUCACUAGCAGGGAUUCUCAUAAAGAAGCUGUUUCACCUUCUACAAAUAGCAGUGGUAUGGUUAGACCUGAAAUUAUCAGCACCGCUGCAUCUUCAUGGGUGGUUCCUGGUAUUAUUCAUAAAGAAGAGACUAAUGGCAUCAUUAUGUCACUUAAAAACAAAACUCUGGAGAGGGUUAUGCCACAGCAAAGAAGCUCCUCGUGUCCUCGAAUGGGAAGUGCUGAAAGUGCAGUGGGUAUUAAUCCAGGAAUUGUCCCACCUAUGGGUCGACCAGCUUCUGCUUCCCCUGCCCCAAAUGCUAAUGCAGAAGUCCGAAAUCCAGAAAACUGUAAUAAAUCUGUUAUUCAGCAGGUACCUACAUCCGUUACUACCUCUGUUAAAAAUAACAGGGUGGUAAAACCAUCUGUUCCAGAGUGCACCAUGAAAGUAAAUGAGAAUAGUAUGCCCCCUGCUGCACCUAUGUUUGUACAUCAGAGUGAGCCUUUUUGUUCUCCUCCCUUGGCCUACCCAAGCAGUUUUAUCCCCUACCAGGUUUCUGAGACCCUUGCCCUAUCACAUUUACACUUACAUAGCAAAGCUCCAGUUUAUCCCCACCCUCUCUUGCUUUCCAAUGGUAGUCUUUUUCCAGGGCCUACGGCGCCCAAACCAGGAAUCCCUUAUAGUAUCCCAACUAACAGGGAUUACAUGACUUAUCAAGACACAUUAGGAAUGGUCCAUCCAAUAUUAUUACCACCAUCAACUAUAGAAAUGAGCAAGGAUGGACAAGAAAGAAGAUCUAGAUCUCACGAGAGACCUAGGUAUGACGAUUCUCCACCCAGGAGUAGGCUGUUGGACAUAUCUGAUUCAAACUCGAAAUUAAAUUUUGACGUACCUGCUGACAAAGCCUUGAAGACUCAUCAUAGUUCCAGGCAUGUUUCAAAACAAGAAAAGCUAAGCACAAAUGCUGAAAGAGAUGCAAAAUCCAACACUAACUUGGUAAUGAAUGGAUUUGUCCCUGAAAAUUUCAAAACAAACAAUAUGACUGCGGAGAAACCAGAACAGGGAUUGCAGAACAGAGAACUUAUAACUAGAGAAGAGUUUCAAAGAACAAAUGAAUUUCACAGAUCUUUUCAAGUUUCCAAGCCUACUAAACUAGAGUCACCUGUUUUUCACUACAGGCAGGAGAGCCCUUUAGGCAACCAAAACACAGACUGCAGUGCAGCUGAAGCUUGUGCUAGAUUUUUGGCACCACCAGAGAGCAAUGAUAUUCCUGUUGGAAAUUUUAACAGAGUACAGGAGAAAUCGCAGCCUUUUCUUGGGCCAAAUGGACAGUCUGAUAUUGAAAUGAUUGAGUCUCUUGGCAGAGAUGCUGCUGAUGAAUUUGAAACAAUUAAUGGAAAACUUGUCAAAACAAAGUCCUCAAAACUGACAAAAAGGAUAGAAAACUCUGCAGGUUAUGUGGCGGAUCGGUUUAAAUGCUUGACAACAGAAUUGUAUGCGGACUCAAGUCAACUUGGCCGAGAGCAGAGGGCUUUGCAAAUUGAAGGCUUAGAAGAGGACAGUAUUUUAAGUCCACCUGCUGCUUACUGUGAGCGAGCAAUGAUGCGUUUCUCAGAGCUGGAGAUGAAAGAGCAAGAAGAACACAUGCCAUCCAAAGAUAAUGAGUCCGGCAAACAGUUUACAGAGUGGGGGGAGCUGAAACCUUCUGUUGCUAAACCUGUGGCCACCAGCGUGGAACAUUCUGGCAACAUCCAAAUGGAGGAGGUUGAAAAGAACACUUUUGUUAAUAUGGAUGAAAUUGCAAAGUAUCCCGAGAGGGAAUAUCUGAAAGGGGACUGUCCCUUUCAGAGAAUGAAUCUGUAUGAAGAAGCAGUACUCCCAGCAGAUAACUUCAGUCAAGGGCAUUGUCUGGGUGUAAAGAGAAAACACCCAGAGGAAAUUCAGCCAGAGGAAUUCAGACACAGUUUAAGCACAGAGGAGGCAUUGCAAGAGGACACACAGGCUAAAAGAAAAAGGAUCGAUGACCACUGUGGGAAGGAUUUUGUAGACUUUUCCUCAAAGGUCCUUGCGGAUUCCCAUUCUAACGAAGUUACCAAUCUGAAAGUCUGUAUAGAAUUAACAGGACUCCACCCUAAAAAGCAACGACACCUACAGCAUCUCAGGGAGCUGGGCCAGCAAUGCAGGAAGGACUCAAGUGAAAUCAGAGGGGUUUCAGAGACUGAAAAUAAACUGAAACCAUGGGAGGAAGAGCAGGCAGUCAAGAAAAAAACUGAAAGUAAAUGCACAGGCCGCCUGGAGAGCAUAAAAACCGACGUCCCUGAAGAAGGUAGCAACUGCCUGCAAGGAACUCAGGCUGAUCUGAUGUAUUUUUAUUUAUGCUAUGCAAACACCUCUGUUUCUCCGUACCCGAAAGGAUUUCCAUCUGGCUGCCCAAGCAGCAAGCAACAGAAUCAGGUGCAUUCCACCCUAGCCUCUCGGUUAACAUCCAAACAGCAGAAGAUCAGAGACAAUCACAAGUCAAAUGUGCACAUUGCAGAUGAAGAGGGAGAUGUCCAAGUCACGUCAUUACUUGAGGAUUACACAGACUGUGAAAAGCCCUCUGGAAAACGCCAGUGCAAGACAAAGCACCUGGCACCACAGGAGAGGAGGAGGAGGAAAAGGUUGUCAGUCAGUGGGGAUGACAGCAGAGAUGAGAAGGUUGUCUUGAUGGGGCACAAAAAGCAUGCAGAAUGCAGUGCAGAUGAAUCGCCAGUCAAAAUCCAAGAUCAAAUGGCAUCUGCAGUACAGACACCAUCAUUAGCAUUACCCAAUAUUGUUCAGGAAACCACACCAAGUCGACCCAUGCCACCAGAAGCACGCCGAUUGAUUGUUAACAAAAAUGCUGGGGAAACGCUUUUGCAGAGAGCAGCACGUCUUGGAUAUGAGGAAGUCGUCUUGUAUUGCUUGGAAAGCAAGUCAUGUGAAGUAAACCACAGAGACAAUGCUGGCUACUGUGCUCUACACGAGGCUUGUGCAAGAGGCUGGCUGAGCAUUGUAAGACACCUUCUAGAGCAUGGGGCAGAUGUCAACUGCAGUGCUCAAGAUGGGACCAGACCAAUCCAUGAUGCAGUGGAGAAUGACCACCUAGAAAUUGUACGAUUGUUGUUAUCUUAUGGAGCUGACCCCACCCUGGCAACCUACUCAGGCAGGACAAUUGCAAAAAUGACACACAGUGAAGCAAUGGAAACUUUCCUAACAGAGUAUUUAACUGACCUGCAAGGGCGAAGCUGGGAUGAUCCUGGAUUGUCAUGGGAUUUUUAUGGAAGCUCAGUCUGUGACCUAAAAGAAGACAGUGGAUUUGACAUUUUGGCAAAUCCUCCUGGGCCAGAUGAGGAAGACGAUGGUUAUAAGGAUGCCUUUGAAUUUGAGUUUUCAGACAGCCCUCUUUUGCCUUGUUAUAACAUUCAGGUGUCCCUUUCACAGGGGCCCAGAAACUGGAUGCUGCUUUCAGAGGUGACAAAGAGACUGAAGAUGUCGUCACAGACAUUUACUGCUGAGAAUCCUCACCUUGAGAUAGUCAGUAUUACUGAGGCAGAAUUCUACAAACAAGUGUCAUUAAGUCAACUCUUUUCUUCUCCAGAAGGCCUUGAAGGGUUCAGUCCAGACAGCAAGGGAUUGGUGGAGCUUGUGGAAUUCACAAAUGAACUGCAGACUUUAUUGGGUUCUUCAAUCGAAUGGGUAGAUCCUGAGAAUGAAACUACUUACAGUGGCUGUUGAACAGCCAGACCCCUGUAAAUGUGUACUAUAAUACUGAUCCAUUUAUUUGUGAAUGUUUCAUAAUGAGAAAACACUAUGAUAGAGGUUUCAGUGAAAAGUGAUAUAUCCUCAAAUGGAACUGUUUUUUCCCUCUCAGAAACCCUAAAUCAAUUUAUAGAGAUCUGAAUAGCCUUAUCAUUCGGUGCACAUUUGCUUUGGGGAAUGACAUUUUGUUUUAACCUGUAACACUUUAUUUUAUUAUGAUUAUUAUUAUUAUUUUAAUACAUUGACAUUUUCAAAGCACUGAAUGCACGGAAGAUACUUUAUAAUUUGUACUGAAUUCAAAGUCAUGUGGAUCAAGGAGAGGCACUUCAACAUUUUUAUGUUUACAGAAUUACCCGCCUUGGGUAAUUAAUAUUGGAUGUAAUCCAGAUUUUUUUUGUAAUAUAGAUGGAAAUAUAAAUAUAUAUAUAUAUAAAUCCACUGAAAUGUGUUUUGAAUUUUUGUAUUCUAAUUUAAAAUGUUACUUUUCACACUUCAGUUAGAUGCGUUGUGUGUAUGUGUGUAUGACUUCUGUUUAUAUAUUGCACACGUCCAAACUGCUGCAUCGCUAUACAUAUAUAAAUAUAUACAUACAUUUAGACAUAUUAUGCUCUAAUUUAAAAAUAAAAAUGCUUUGAACUUU